Messenger RNA from Leguminivora glycinivorella, 928 nucleotides. RefSeq lists its product as uncharacterized. The record is from RefSeq and is a predicted model, not a curated record. Lineage: Eukaryota; Metazoa; Arthropoda; Insecta; Lepidoptera; Tortricidae. The transcript is spliced from 5 exons. Bases 110 to 670 code for a protein of 186 amino acids.
GCGUAGACAAAAUAUUUUCGUUUCGUAGGAUGUCAGUUGAAUUAUCUUAUUGAUUGUUAUAAGACGUGUUGAUGUGAUUUGUUAUUGUUUAUUGGACUAUACAUACAACAUGGAAAUGGAAUUGAAGCCUAGGACGAGCUGUUCCCUCCUAAAAUGUAUGAAGAUAGUGUGCAUCAUAUUCGCCGUCAUGAAUGCAGUAAUAUGCCUACUAGCUUUCCUUAACAGCCUUAUAUUCCUAAUCUGCGUACUAGUAGUCUGGAUCUGGAAUCUGUACCAUGGAUAUCCUUCGACGGAAGAGAAGACUGAAGAUUGGGAUUUCGUGUUCCAAAUAUUAAUUGUCGUAGCUGUAGUGAGCAGCGUGGCUACUGCAACCGCACUCUAUUUUGCCGUCCUUCUGUGUCUUGGAAUACAAAAUGAUAACAAGCGCUACAUUAAAAGGUACCUGGCAUACGGCGUGACUGUUACGACCUUAACCGUAUUGGGGCUGCUGUUGGUGAUCAACUGGCUACGCACGGAUCAACAGAUAGAUGCUGCGGCUGCACUAAUCGUUUGCUUGGCAUACUCAGGAAUCCUGUUUCUGAUAUACAAGACGUACCUCAGAUCAGAUCAGGAGGCUAGCAACAGAUUGCUUAGCGCGACGUAUGUUCAACAAUCAUACGGAUGCCAAUAAAGUUGAUAAAGCAUGACAAGAAACGCUUGACUCCAGCCGUCCGGCUUCGGACUGGAAAAGGAUACAUUCAAGUCAACAAAAUAUAUUUAUAAAAUUAAGUGGAUCUUUAUUGAACGACAGUUCGCCGCUCGCCGCACCGCUUGUCGCUCCGCUCACCGCUCCACUCGCCGCUCCGAUCUUGUCGCAUCAUUGUCUAAGUAUAAAGCCUAAGACAUAUACAAUACAUCUGCUCAAAAGAAAAUGUAUUUUAGUGAAUUA